Messenger RNA from Pelodiscus sinensis (Chinese soft-shelled turtle), 2922 nucleotides. The record is from RefSeq and is a predicted model, not a curated record. Lineage: Eukaryota; Metazoa; Chordata; Testudines; Trionychidae.
UCCAGAUUUCCCCAAGGAAUUUGAGCACAGGGCCGACCCUCAUCGGCGAGGAUCACUGUGCGACCGGCACUGUGCUGCCAUUAACGCCAAUGGAGACCUGGGGGACAUGCAUUCGGGAUCCCAUCAGCAUGGCAUUAUCACCCCUAGGAUACUGCCAGUGAUCUCCACGCCUCCCUGCUGCCCGCACCUCUCUGACGAGGUGCAGAUGUGCGACGGCUGCCUGGUGAAAACCACCAUCACGGCGGAGAACGAGGUGGAAGCCAACAAGCUCUCCAACAACUACAAGUUUGGCUUUAAGAAAUGGAAGAGCCAUGUGACAGCCAGGCCGUGGGAAGACCGGUCGGAAAUCGUGAAAGAGCUCUACUCGGACCUGAACGUCGUGAAAAGUCCCGUAGGUUCCACCGUCACCUGCGGGAACAUCCUCUACCUGCUGCUGUUUGGAUGGUGGCUCUCCCUCCUCUACCUCCUGGUUUCUGCCCUGAUGUUCCUCACGGUCCUGGGAGCGCCCUACGGGAAGCUGUGCUGGAACCUCGCUGGGUAUUUCCUCUGGCCGUUUGGCAAAGUGAUUCAGAAGACCAGAGGCUGCUCUCGGAAGUGCAGCAUCAAGUUCAGCAAGUGUGAGGUCAUCUCGGAGGUGAACGAGGCGAAGGAGAGCACCCCGCUGCUCAUCCACCACGAGACGGGCCCCGGCGCCCCGCCGGCCCCUGGCAGCCGCGCUGAGGCCACGCACUGGCGGCGUGUGAACACUUACCUCUGGCUCCUGCUGGGCUACCCGGUCCUCACGCUCGCCCACAGCCUGGUCUGCUUCGUCGCCUGGCUCUUGGUGUUCAUCAUCCCCAUUGCCAAGAUGAACGCCCGCACCCUCACCACCGUCCUGCUCCUGCCCCCGGAGCACGUGCACGUCCAGCGGAUGAGGAAGACAGAGGUGCCACUGGAGGCUGAAGUCAUCCUGUGCUGCUACCACGCCGUCAAUGCCUAUUACUACAAAUACGCGGUGGACGGGAUCAACGUCUUCGCUGUCACUCAGAGCAACUUCGCGGUGGGGGCGGUGGUGAACGCCUCCUUCGGCUCCAUCAUCGAGCUGACCUUCUACAUCACGGCGCUGAUCAAAGGCUCCCGGGAGGGGAACAAGUGUUACGAGGAGAUCGUGAAUCCCGUGUGCCUUAGUAUUUCAGCUCAGAGCAACUUCGCGGUGGGGGCGGUGGUGAACGCCUCCUUCGGCUCCAUCAUCGAGCUGACCUUCUACAUCACGGCGCUGAUCAAAGGCUCCCGGGAGGGGAACAAGUGUUACGAGGAGAUCGUGAAGUCGGCUUUGACGGGAACCCUCUUGGGCUGCGUCCUCUUCAUACCAGGCUUGUGCAUGGUGAUCGGCGGCAUCCGCCACCAGGAGCAGAGGUUUAACAGCAGAUCGGCUGGUGUCAGCUCCGCCCUGCUCUUCUUAUCCGUGGGAGGUAAGCGAGGAACUGGCCCAGCGCUGGAGCUGCAGGUACAGGACGGAGGAAAGGGGGUGGUUCUGGCCAGCCUGGGCGGGGGGGCAGCACCCACUCUCCUGCCUCCUUUGCCUGCUGCUGGCUCUCCCAUCUUCAGGCCUCUCUAUGGCCCCUGGCCCUGUGUCCUUGGGCUCCCGGGUGGGUUGGGAAGUGCCUGUGAAAGGGAAGCUGUUCCCCAGCAGCUGGUCUCCCGGCUGGCUCCACCCGAAGCUCGGGUAGCGUCUCCCCUUCCCGGGGGUAACCGGGCGGCUGAGCGGGACCCUAGGCUGCAGCUCUCGGGUGGGGCUGAGUCAACGUGGGACUCCCUCGUGGGCCGGGGCCGGCUCUGCUCACGCACCUCCUUGCUUUGCACAGUGCCCGGUCACCACCACAGCGCCGUGGUCCACUGGUCCCGCUGCAGAGCCCUGCUCAUCCUCCUGCUCUCCACCCUGUGCAUGUCGGCCUGCGCGGACCUGGCCACGGAGCACAUCAGCCCCAUCCUCUCCAACUCCACCGUCUCGCAGUAUUUCAUCGGGGUGACGGUGCUGGCCAUGGUGCCCGAGCUGCCCGAGCUCGUCAACGGGAUCCAGUUUGCCCUGCAGAACAACCUGAGCUUGAGCAUUGAGAUCGGGAGCUGUAUCGCUGUCCAGGUCUGCAUGCUUCAGAUACCCAUCCUGGUGCUCUUCACCGUCUUCUACCCGACCGGCUUCACACUCGUCUUCAGUGACCUCCACGUCUACGCCAGCAUGUUCAGUGUGGUUCUCAUGAACUACACCUUCAUGGAUGGCAAGUGUGACUACUUCCAAGGUACGGUGCUGGUGAUGGUCUACUUCAUCCUCAUCGCCGUGUAUUUCUUUGCUCCUUCUCCUGCCGGCUGCUGAGGCCUGUUGCCAUGGGAACUUGCGUGUUGACUUUAGGAGAAGGUUCCCCCCACCCCGGGGCAGCUGUUGCCAAAAAGUUGAGUGUCUCGGAUGCUGGCUGGUUUGGCUUUCACGUGAAAGCGUCUGUUGCAUGAAGCCGAGGAACCUGCCCCGGAGCGUGGUUUUCCUUGAGUUUGUGUGUUAAAAGCCGGGAUUGAAUUGGGAAUGGCUCAGCACUGGGGAAGGGGGUGCUGUCAGGCUGGCCACUCACUCUGAACCCCAGAAGGACCCUGGAAUGAUGCCUGCUGUGACCAAGUGCCGAAUCUGCUGGAUUGCACACGGGGGAAAGUCUGGCCGAAGCUUUCGACCGCUGAAGGAGGCCGUCUUCUCUUUCUGCGGGGAAAGCCAAGGUGCUGUGGUGAAACAGACCUGGGGAAAAGGCCUCUCCUAUCCUCCCAAGCCCGAGUGCUCCCUGCGUGUCACACCUCAGCCUUUGCCACUAGCCGGUCAAACACACACAGGUGGCUUUUGCUCUGACUUGAAGUUGGUGGGUUUUUCCAACUGUUCUGAUUAAAGCAGUUUUGUACAACCUU